Molecule: messenger RNA, 7757 nt
Organism: Mus musculus (house mouse)
Lineage: Eukaryota; Metazoa; Chordata; Mammalia; Rodentia; Muridae
Gene: Cnr1
Product: cannabinoid receptor 1
Exons: 2
Coding region: 2540-3961 (473 amino acids)
Biological process (GO): trans-synaptic signaling by endocannabinoid; cannabinoid signaling pathway; G protein-coupled receptor signaling pathway
Cellular component (GO): presynapse; plasma membrane; axon
Molecular function (GO): cannabinoid receptor activity; identical protein binding; G protein-coupled receptor activity
Source: RefSeq, a predicted model, not a curated record
AGGGAGGUCUAAUGACACUUAAGAGGUACACCUGAUUAUAGAGGCCAAGAAGGAGGUGCUGUCACAGUAAGUCCAAGCUAAGGGUUAAGAUGGCUGGAAAGAUUGCUCACAAUAGCAUACACAAUGUGAAAAACAAGGUGGUUGGCAUUAAUUCAUCGAGGCAUUAGCUAUAGUAACAAAAGAUGGUAAAAGCCCCAAGCCUCCCAUCCAUAGGAGGCUGAUCACAUUCAUCUACCAAACCCUUAGGGCAGUCAGAGAAGGAGGGAUGCACUGAACGAGCAUAAAGCUGCCUUUGGUGUGUGCUGCUAAAUGGAAAGCUAUACAGUACAUGCAAACAUUUUCCAAAGAUGUACAGAGGUGGUAAAUGCACACACACACACACACACACACAGAUGCACAUGCACUCCGAUAUGCAUAGACUACCUCUAUAAAAAGUAACAAGAAUCUCUAUGUCUCUGAGAGAUGCAUUUCUAAGACUCGGGGGAGAGGGCUAUUAUGGUAGAUCUUUUAGUACUGUUUGAAUUUGAACCUUGUAAAUCUAAAUACAUAUAUAGCACCUAUAAAAUGUAUUGAUAUGAGUAAAAGGUUCAAAGGGUCUCCUGCUCAUAACAUGCCUUCUGUGCAUUUAAAAGUGUAUGUGUGUGUGUGUGUGGGGGGGGCAUUAAUGACACAUAAAGGUUACACCUGACUAUAGAGGCCAAGGGGGAGGUGCUAUCACAGUAAGCCCAAGCUAAGGGUUAAGAUGACUAGAAGGACUGUUCACAGUAGCAUAAGCAAUGAGGAAAAAUAAGGCUGUUGGUGUAAAUUCAUUGCAGCACUAUCUACAAAGUUUCAAAGUUAGCCUUCAACUGGGAAAAGUGAAGAACUAGUGGCCCAGAAGAGAUGCCAGAAGGGUGUGGCCAUCGGAUGCUCAGGAUAAGGCUGCCCAGACAAAGAGUUACCGAGCUAUUUUUAUUUUCUUUAAUUUUGAGAAAAGGAAAUAAGUCCCAAGUCAUUUAAAAAUUUUAUCUCAUAAUGAAAUUCCAUUGCUGUCUUAUUACCAGGUUCAGGUGAGCAUUUCCCAGAGAUUUUAGUUCCCUGCUGUCCAGCUCUGACGAAGGCUAUAAAGUUCAGGGUUCUGUUUGGAAACCUCAUUCUGGUUAUUUCAGUAGCUAUGUAAAUCUGUGCUUAAAUGAUGGCAGGAGGCUGAUGACAGAAGAAUCAGGUAGGGGAGCUUGCUAACCCUGCUGGUGCUGAAGUAGCAUUGGCUCCAGUCUAGGAAAAUCUCUAGCCCACAGAAGACUUGAAUGGGAGCAGUUUGAUAGAGAAGGGGUCAGGAGGAAGGUGUGUCAAUGUGUCUGUGUAUCUUAAGGUCAGUGAGUGACCUUCCAGAGUUGGGCACUAAGCACUGUCUUGAGGAAAUGUCACAAUGUCUCUUUGAUCAUGGAUAAAGAUUCUCCAUAUGUAAAUUAAGUUGUUCAGCAAACAAGUUUGCAAAGUAUACUAGUUGACUCCUGUGGUAGGAUACAUAAGACAUUGCUAUUGAAGAAAUAAUUACGUGAGGGAAAGAGAUAUAAUAGAAACAGGGAACGUAGGGAUACUUGAGAGUUGCUUGCAACCAGGCUGAGUCUGGUUUAGUAGAGAAAUCAAGAAGCACCAAGCACCAAGCUUAGGUCCUGGACUUUGGUCUCAUUUCUGUAGCCUUCCUGCCUACAGCUUCUGCAGCUGCCCUUCACCCCUGGGAAAACUGUCCAGAGUUUUUUGGACUUGGCAGACGAAUUGUAUUCAGUAUCACCGUGAGCAUAAUGUCUUACAGCUCCUGCUUCUAGCCAGGGAGUCAGUGACUCUCAUGUGGGCCUUGCUCCUUGGCAGUCCAGGGGUAAUGUGCAGAACUGCUCAGAUGAAGGGAGAGAGCUCACUUUCCUGAGUGACAGGAAAAUUUACCAUCUGUUUGACAGUGCCUCUGGUGUGUCACUGGAGCCACCAUCCUGCUGACCUGACAAGGUGAGUGGGCAGGCGAGCCUGCCCUUCAGCUCACCUGUCACAGAACACCGAGGUCACUCGCUAUCACUGCCUGCCUUGUUUCUCUGGGUAGAGCUGCCUAUGUCACAACUCAUGAGUACAGCCCCCGUGGCUGUUACUGCCUAUGUAGGGUACAGCUCAUGAGUGCAGACCAGAUGGCCACCUCACCUGGAACACUAAUAACUCCCAUCCAAAUAGAACUCUACUUUGAAUAAACGUGUAUUGGCUUAUUGGGUAAGAAACCUUGACCCCAGUGACAUGUAUGUCCCUUUCCCAUUUUCCUGGUGAGAUUCUUCACUUAGUAGAAGAGAUAUGUUCUUGUUCUACUUGAAGACAAGAUUUGUGAGACAACUCUGUUUUAAGCUUCUUCCAGUGUGCCAUACAUUGUGGUGAGAAUUGAAUACUAAGAUAGAUUAAGUCUCCAGGGAGGUCCUCGUGGAACUUUCUGUGGAGCUUGGGAGCAAGAGGCAGAGCAGGGUUCCCUCCUGGCACCUCUUUCUCAGUCACGUUGAGCCUGGCCUAAUCAAAGACUGAGGUUAUGAAGUCGAUCUUAGACGGCCUUGCAGAUACCACCUUCCGUACCAUCACCACAGACCUCCUCUACGUGGGCUCAAAUGACAUUCAGUACGAAGAUAUCAAAGGAGACAUGGCAUCCAAAUUAGGAUACUUCCCACAGAAAUUCCCUCUAACUUCCUUCAGGGGUAGUCCCUUCCAAGAAAAGAUGACGGCAGGAGACAACUCCCCGUUGGUUCCAGCAGGAGACACAACCAACAUUACAGAGUUCUAUAACAAGUCUCUCUCAUCGUUCAAGGAGAACGAGGACAACAUCCAGUGUGGGGAGAAUUUUAUGGACAUGGAGUGCUUCAUGAUUCUGAAUCCCAGCCAGCAGCUGGCCAUCGCUGUCCUGUCCCUCACCCUGGGCACCUUCACGGUUCUGGAGAACCUGCUGGUGCUAUGUGUCAUCCUUCACUCCCGCAGUCUCCGAUGCAGGCCUUCCUACCACUUCAUUGGCAGCCUGGCGGUGGCCGAUCUCCUGGGAAGUGUCAUCUUUGUCUACAGCUUUGUUGACUUCCACGUGUUCCACCGCAAAGAUAGUCCCAAUGUGUUUCUGUUCAAACUGGGUGGGGUUACCGCCUCCUUCACAGCAUCUGUGGGCAGCCUGUUCCUCACGGCCAUCGACAGGUACAUAUCCAUUCACAGGCCUCUGGCCUAUAAGAGGAUCGUCACCAGGCCCAAGGCCGUAGUGGCCUUUUGCUUGAUGUGGACUAUUGCAAUAGUAAUUGCUGUGUUGCCUCUCCUGGGCUGGAACUGCAAGAAGCUGCAAUCUGUUUGCUCAGACAUCUUCCCACUCAUUGAUGAAACCUACCUGAUGUUCUGGAUCGGAGUCACCAGUGUGCUGUUGCUGUUCAUUGUGUAUGCAUACAUGUACAUUCUCUGGAAGGCUCACAGCCACGCAGUUCGCAUGAUCCAGCGUGGAACCCAGAAAAGCAUCAUCAUUCACACCUCAGAAGAUGGCAAGGUGCAGGUGACACGGCCUGACCAAGCCCGCAUGGACAUUAGGCUGGCCAAAACCCUGGUUCUGAUCCUGGUGGUGUUGAUCAUCUGCUGGGGCCCUCUGCUUGCGAUCAUGGUGUAUGAUGUCUUUGGGAAGAUGAACAAGCUUAUCAAGACGGUGUUUGCCUUCUGUAGUAUGCUCUGCCUGCUGAACUCCACCGUGAACCCCAUCAUCUAUGCUCUGAGGAGCAAGGACCUGAGACAUGCUUUCCGCAGCAUGUUCCCUUCAUGUGAAGGCACUGCGCAGCCUCUAGAUAACAGCAUGGGGGACUCAGACUGCCUGCACAAGCACGCCAAUAACACAGCCAGCAUGCACAGGGCCGCGGAAAGCUGCAUCAAGAGCACUGUUAAGAUCGCCAAGGUGACCAUGUCUGUGUCCACAGACACGUCUGCCGAGGCUCUGUGAGCCUGCUGCUUUUGUGGCUGCCCAGAAAAAGAAAAUUUUUUUUUUUAGCUUAAAAUUUAGAAGUCUGUUGUCUCAUCGGUUAUAUAUUUUUUAAGUUUACCAUGUUUAGUAAAAUAGUGACUGUCACCGUGCUUACUUAGUUUGCUGACAUCUCAGUAGUUUAGGUACUUAAACUCCAUUCCCCAGGGGUUUACAGUGAAGAAAGUCUAUCGCUGCAGUUGCUCGGCGAUCCUUCAAAGUCUCUGAAAUAGAAGGGAAAACGUUGGCUUCCAAAUCUGAAGCCUAACUACCCAUAGAAAACCACCAUGAAAUAAGUAAUGCCUUUGUAACGACAACUUUAAUGAUGCUGUGUCUGUCCAUAGUAUAAAAGGUACAUUUUUACAAUAAGUAUAGUGCUAAAGUAGAGAUACUUUGUAACAUGUUUUCUGUCCUGUUAGUUGUGUGUCAGUGUUUACUGUGUCUUUUUUUUUUUUUUUUUUUUGGUCUAGCUUAGCAAAAACAGAAUAUAGCCCUCAUAAGAGCUAUGGCAUACAGGAGUGGUGAUGUAGCAGGGUGACCCCUGUUUAGAUAGUAUUACUGUUCAUGAGACAAUUUUAGAAACCUUAGUAUUUCUUCCAAUAUCCGUAUCUAAAGUUAAUAUUGAAAUAAGCAUAAAGGUUUAUUUUUCUGUUAAAACCACAAGAAAAAUUUGAAGACUGUUCAAAGUAUUGAGCAGAAUUCAAGGACACUUAAAACUGUGUUAGGCCUGCAUUUUCAUAUGAGGACAUUCCAUAUCUUCUGGACCACAGCUGUUCAGUUGGAUACUGGAUUAUAAUCAGAAUGGAAAAGAGAAAGCACAUUGACUUUUAAAGCUGACAUUCUGACUUCCUGCAGUUGUUGGCUGUAACUAGACCUCUUCAGACAGCAUGUGUCAAUCUUAGUGUACACUGUGACCACUGUGCAGUUGCUGUUUCCUUGACGUGUAUUGCAUUGUUAUGUUCUGGAUUUAAGUAGAUUUCAGGCCUCGAUGGCCAAAAACCAGUUGUCUUCUUCUUGAGAAGAAAUAUUGUCUGACUCAGUAAAAUUGUGUGUGUGAUUGUAAGUGUAUAUGUGUGUGUAUGUGUGUGUGUGUGUGUUUGUGUUACUCUAUCUUGUAACUGUUACAGAAAUGUCCCCCAUGAGGAAACUGACCAAGGGUAAACAGUACCACUUGCUGCGCUCUUGCACAUGAACUUAGCUUCUACAGUUGAGCUCUUCAUGAAAUCCUGUUUAUAAAAAUUCUGACUAAAUCUUUUCAGAAGAAUCUUCCCACCUAGGAGACCGGAUUAAGCAUUCUAAUGCCAUUUAGGUGUUCUGUAAGGCCAGCGUUCAGCAAGAAGUCAUCAGUAAGAGGUGCCAGAAAAUAGAGGAUUCUCCCAGGAAGAGGGGAGUGUGGAGGAUGGUGGGCGCCUACUAAUAAUCAAGUCCAUGGAAAUGGAAAUCAGUAAAGGGGUUGGUUCUAAGACCUAUACCCACACCCCUACAGUAGUAAGUUUCAGUGGUGCAUGUCAGCGGUGCAAUCUCAGGUUAAGUAACAACAUGCCAGCUGGUCCAGGCCAUUUCAUUACAGAGGGUGACAGCCCAGUACCUGGCUCUGUUUGGAAUGAUUGGGCUAAGGAAAAGGUAGUACCUCCUCUACUUGCUGGUAUCAAGAUGUGCCAAAACAUAAAGAUGAGGGUGGCUAGCUUCUGAUGACAUCUCUGCCGUGGUACUCAGAAUUGGGCCCUUUUCCAAUAAAGAGAAGUAUUGCUUUUAGGAAGCCACUCUAUCCCGAUAAGUUCUACAUAGAGUCUCUCCUUGUUCAGGUUUUCACCAGCCCUAAGAACUGCAUGGCAUGAAGUGGGGAGCUAGCAUCUGUUGGUGAUUUCUACCAUUUGGGGUUCCCAGCCUGACAGGGCAGUACCCCUUCUUGCAAUCAGUGUGACCUGAGGGCCAAACUAGGAUAUGUCUAGAUUUGGCCUGCUGCAGUCUCUUGCUUUUCUUCUCUGUGCACAGAGGAGGGCUCCGGAUGCUGGAGUAUUAGUAACUCCUUAGAGAAGGGUAUUGAGAGAAUACCACCAGGGGCUAGGAAUUGUCAGCUUCGUCCUACAUGAACCUGAAUAUCAACCGACAUGUCUCUAGCUACCAGGCAGUACCAUCUCUUCUCACAGCUACAAAGACCUGGUAGGAAAUUCUAGGUAUUUAAAAAAAAAUCCAAGAUUCACUUUUAGAACUGUAUUUGUGUAAAUGCCAUUUUAGUGAUAAGAUUUUAUAGUGUAUUGAACUUUCAAGACCUAACUCAUAUUUAAUAAGCUAAGGGACAAUGGGGCUGAUAGCACUAAACUUGGUGCUUAUUGAUACUCUAAGAAAUAUCUGUGAAAUAUCAUCAUGUGUGCGUUAAGCUACCUUCAUUUAAAAGGACUUAAAAUAAGUUGGAUCCACUUUGGCUUUGACCAUAUCAUUUCCUAACCCUACUGACCAAAACAUUCUCCCUAGUGAGUAUUAGUCAUUAGAAUUGCAUUCAUUAGUAUCAUUAAUUAACUAGGCCCUUAAUUAGAUUCAUUAAUUUAAAUGAUUUUAAUUUGAUCACUUAUGUACUCUGGCAUCAGGGUUAUCUGUUUCCCUCUGACAUGUGUCCUGAACAUGCAUUCUUCAGCCAUUACUCAUCUUAAAAAGGGGCCAAUUCCCAAACUGCUUGACUUCAUCCAAACAAAGACUGGGUCCUAGACUAGCAGUAUCAGUUAAACAAAGAGAGCUGUCCCUAAGAGCCCCUAGUUUUUCAACUAUGUAUUAAGUGCAUGUAAAAAUCAGUGUGCGUCUGGGCAGCGUAGACAUAUGUCUGUGCCAGAUGACUCCAAAGCUGUCGGAUACUGUCAGGUUUAGCUGGUAUCAAAUGCCAAGGAAUUUUUGCUACCUAAAACCAUCUGCAUAAAAUAGGCCCAAUUACCAGAUGAGAACUAGGUCUCUAGUUACCAUUCAGUUCAUUAAUUUCUGCCAUUCCAUACCCAUAAACAGGACCACUAACAUCAUGCACAAAAUUAGAUUCCUCAUACUCUUGACUGUAUAUUUGUAUGAUAUUUUAAAAUCUCCUAAAUGGCCAUUCACAGUUGCUUUGCACUGGCCUUCCAGUAAAAUGUUAACACAGCUAUUGUAAUAUACACAAAGCAUUCUAUCUACUGAUUUGGACUGAAUGUAUGUACAUAGGUUUUACAAAAAAAAAGUCAGAUGUUAAAGCAGUGGUUUACAGAUCAGUGAUUUUCAGAUAGAGUUUCUUUCAGUUGCUGUGGAAUCUUUAAAAAGCACUCUUAGUGUGAACUUACUGAACUCUAGGGGUCCUGCGAUCAGAGUCCCCUAGAGAGGAAACCUUUUCUUGUAAUAAUAUGAACCAAGAUACCAGAUUAUCUUGAGUCUCACUUCCAGUGUUUCAAGUGGAAAACGUAUCUCCUUAUUGUCUCUGUAAAUGGAACAUCCUUACUUUUUUCUCUUAAAGAAUAUUGUACUGUUAGAUGUUUGUUGAACUGGUAGCAUCAUUGAGACUGCUGUGAUGUCUUUGUCAGUAAUCUGUAUAAUAUUUUGUAUACAAGUACUGGUAAUAUUGUUAUUAAAUGUAGCUCGGUCAUUAAAUUACUAUAGCAAAGUAGUACUUCUGUAAUAUUUACAAUGUAUUAAGCCUACAGUAUAUUUUAUUUCAUUGAUGUAAUUUAAUUGUUAUUUAUUCAAGAGAAAGCAGUUCAUCAUGUCUAUUGUCUAAAAUUACCUGGAAUCAAAUAAAAAUUCUAGAUUAUCAUGAAAAACAUAA